Molecule: messenger RNA, 657 nt
Organism: Guillardia theta CCMP2712
Lineage: Eukaryota; Cryptophyceae; Pyrenomonadales; Geminigeraceae
Exons: 5
Coding region: 1-657 (218 amino acids)
Source: RefSeq, a predicted model, not a curated record
AUGUCCAUGGGAUGGACGCUGUGCGCAGUGCUGGGAUGCAUGAGGGUGAGGCGGAAGAAGAACAAGGAGAGAAAGAAGAAGAUGGCAUGGCUUCAUGAAGAUCUGAACGAUCCCGAACACCAAGGCCCUGGAAAACUGGCGGAUGUUCUCCGGAGUCGGCUAGGCGAUGAGAAGAAGAGACAAGCUGAAGCUUUAGAUGGAAAGGGGAGCUCCGAACGCAAGGUUGGGCAAGACCUGGCACAUUCGAAGAGAAAGAAUGGAAUGCAUCUAUCCAAUGGCAAACCAGCCGAGGGGAAAUGGAAGUCCAUGGAGAAGCGACGCCAGAUGCGUUUGAAGAAGCAGCAGAAGCUCUGGGAGCAAAGGGAGAAAAUGCAUUGGAUUGCGACAGAGCGAGAGCACAAUGCCAAGCUUUCCGCUGCACUGGACUCACGAACCAAACACCAUGUGGACAUCAAUCCAGGAGCCGCUGCCCCGGACGAAGACCUCAAGGAUGGGAACUACAAGUUCGGACCUCACUGGUCCAUCGGAGGCUCUCAGCCGGAGAUGGUGUCUGCUGCUGACCCCAAGGAGGAAGCAUCGUUGCAUUUCGAAGACAAGCUCACGGAUUCAGACAGCGGUGGUGAUGCUCAGAAUGUGGAGAAAUCGAAUUCAUUGUGA